Trachemys scripta elegans is the source of this 5266-nucleotide messenger RNA. It is a transcript of the gene TMEM178B, whose product is annotated as transmembrane protein 178B. Gene Ontology annotation, cellular component: membrane. The coding region runs from base 513 to 1397 and encodes 294 amino acids. The record is from RefSeq and is a predicted model, not a curated record. Lineage: Eukaryota; Metazoa; Chordata; Testudines; Emydidae. The transcript has 4 exons.
GAACUUUCCUCUCCAGCCCUGUGCUCUUGGGAUGUUACAGGUCACACGCUGAUAUUAAAGGGACCCUUCUGUCUUCGUCAGCUGGCCAGAUCGAAAGAGCUUAGUGGACCGAUCUUACGGCCAGAGCCUUCAGGACACUGCAAGGGAAGAUUCCUUGCCCUGACCCCCAGACUCCUUCCAUGCCCAUGCAGCGGGGGGCACACACCUCUGUACAGGCACUCCUCUGUUUUUCAGAUUUCUUCGCCGGGUCUGCACUUGACAUGCUCUGCGCUGGAAGAGUGGAGCCAUAAGAGAAGGGGGUGAGUCUCCAGGAUUGCCUCCAGGCCAGAACUUCGUAGAGCUUUUCCAGGCUCCGGCGGCUUGGAUGUGAACCCGCCCGAGUUGUUGACAUUGAAGGCAGACGCGCUGUCAAGUGACUCCCAGCAGCUGCUCCUGGAGGUUUCCGCGGGGUCUCGCGUGGAAGGGCUUUGCCUGUUGUGAAGAUGUCCAUGGUGUUGCUGUGAAGCUGAGGUAUGGCUGCGGGAAGGUUACUGCUCUAUGCUGGCCUCUCUCUAGCUUUGUGUGCCCUGGGCAUGCUGGCGGUGGCAAUCUGCUCCGACCACUGGUAUGAAACGGACGCCAGGAAGCACAGAGAGAGGUGCAAAAGCUUCACCACCAGGAGAAACGACCCUGGCUUCAUUUACAACUCCAACAACAACCUGCCUCUGAGGGCCAGCAGAUCUAGGUUGGACCGCUGGGAAGGGAAACUCCUCUUGGCAAGGAACAGGAGGCAGCUCUUUGCAAUGAGCGCCGCCGAUGAGUGCAACAGACAGUACAACUCAACCAACAUGGGGCUCUGGAGGAAAUGCCACAGACUGGGCUUCGACCAAGAACUGGAGGAGCUGAUUGCCAAAGGAGCAAUUGAUCAGUGCACGUACAUCAAGUACCACUACUCCUCAGCAACAAUUCCCAAGAACCUCACCUACAACAUCACCAAGACAAUCCGCCAGGAUGAGUGGCAUGCCUUGCACCUGCGUAGGAUGACGGCUGGCUUUAUGGGCAUGGCUGUGGCCAUCAUCCUCUUUGGAUGGAUUAUCGGGGUGCUGGGGUGCUGCUGGGAUCGAGGCCUUAUGCAGUAUGUAGCAGGGCUUCUCUUCCUCAUGGGAGGUACCUUCUGCAUCAUUUCACUGUGCACUUGCGUGGCUGGAAUCAACUUCGAGCUCUCCCGCUACCCCCGCUACCUGUACGGACUUCCCGAUGACAUCAGUCAUGGCUACGGCUGGUCCAUGUUCUGUGCGUGGGGAGGCCUGGGCCUCACUCUUAUAUCGGGCUUCUUCUGCACCCUGGCCCCUUCUGUCCAACCUGUCCCCAGGACCAACUGCCCCAAAUCCAGACCUGAGAAUGGGACAGUGUGCUAAAAUAAAUAAAUAAACAAAUGUGUGUAUAUAUAUAUAUGUAUACACAUACAUACAUAUAUAUAUAUGUAUAGAUAUAUUUAUCUCAAACUGAUGCCAGUGCCAAGGUAGAGCUCAGUUCAACAUGGCACCUGCAUCUCCACAGGACUUUCUGUUGCUUCGUUCUUUCUCACAGAGAUGGGAAAGCUUUUCUGUAACAUGGCUCUUCCAUCUAACUCUUAACUUCAGUAUCAUAAUGUAAAGGUCAAGUGAAAAUACUGUUGCAUCUAUCUACUGCCACCUGGGGUGGGUGGGGAAGCAGUUUAUAUGGAGGAUGUGAAACCUGAGUCUGUACAGGACGUGGGGAACCAAAAACUAUCAACUGCAAGGCAAGAGGAGAAUACAAGCAACAAGCAAAGAAAUGAAUCAACCAUCUGAGUCACCUCUAGAAUGUAACCUCCUCGAGGCCAUUUUCAAACCCCUAACACCUUUAAAAAAACAAACUGUCCCAUCAUUAUUUUUCUUCCUGCCUAAAAAAGCGGGGGGGAGGAAGCAUUUUCUCUUUGCCUGCCAAACUUUAAAAAAAAAAACAAAUAAAAUAAAUAUGGAACAACAAACAAACAAACAAAAAAGAAAAAAACCAUGAGGACAUUUCAGCGGAUGUUCUAACAAUGCCGUUUUAAUCUUCCAGCUGCCUUACAUCCAGGCUUAACACGGAGGCUGAACUGCUAACAGAGACGCAGUGGGGGGCCUUUUGAAAAUGCUGUGAUACAUGUGUGUAUAACUCUAUUUUCCCUUCUUUUUUUUUUAACAAAAAGAAAAAUUUAAAAACAUUGAAAUGUGAUCGUCUAUAAUCCAUCCAUGCUGUGUUUGUAGCCCAAGGAAGAGGCAUCAAGACUGCAGAAGUGCGAGGGAAGGCACGAGUUCUGAGACAGCCGGUCUCCUUCGCUGGAGGUUGUUGGUUUUUUUCAAACGGAACAAUGGAAAAUUCAGGAUGGUGGAUACCAGGAAAGAACCAUCCGGGGGAAGGGAGGUGGGAUAGCCCUUGCAGUUGAUUUUCCUGAAUAUUUAUUUGAGUAGGAUUUGUUUUAUUUUCCGUUUUGGAAAUUAAAGAUCAUUGGGCAAAAGCCAUUGCGGAGGAGAAAAGGGGGACAAGUUUUUGUAAGGGAGAAAUAAGUGGUGCCUCUUGUUGUGUCCAGGUAUGCCAAAAAAGACUUUCCCACAUCUUGUCAUUGGAAACUGCCCCAUUUCACUGGACAUCUCUUCUUUCCAUUUGGGAGAACAAUCUAUACAGAUGGAAUAGAAUGGGUCAGAUGCAGAGAAUGAAAAUCCAUUCCCCAUGAGCUCAAGUCUUGUAUGAUAUAGUUGUGAAUCCACAAUUAGAAUUCUCUCUCUUUUUCUGUGUGUGUGUCUUUCUCUUUUUCCUGCUUCUGCCCUAUCUGCCAUCCCCUUUCUACUCUGCUCCUCUCAUUGUGCAGCUCAUAGAUCCCAGAACAGCUAAUUUAGCAGCUAAAACUCAACUGGGGAGGAAUAAAUCAUCCAGGGAAGCUAAAUUUCACCUGAAAUUCCAGUAGUUCCUACUGUGGAAGGUGUGGCUGGAAGGAAUGCAGGGGAGAAGGCUCCAAUAGAGUAACUAAAGUGGAGUCAGAGGGUGCUCUCACUGAAUAGCCAUGUGAAGGAGUGUAGAGAACCACUUCCUUGAGGCAUUUACUGACAAAUGUGCAGGGAGGGGAGAAGGGGUAUGAAAAAACAGUUGUUAAUUCAAGACCAAUCUCUGCAACCAUUUGUUACAUGAAUAGAUCACGUCACAUGUCCUAGUUGGUCGAUAGAUAACAAACAUCCAUGGCAUCUAAGCAAAAAUAAUUGGCAGAAGAGGCAAUCCAUUUGAAACAGAAUUUGCUCCAGAAAAAAAAGGACGUGUUGACUUCUAGGCCUAUAGUGCUGCGGGGAGACAGUGUUUUGCCUACUUUUAAAAAAAACAGUCAUUCUCAUACAAUACAAUUAUAGAGACAUUGUCAGUCGUUCCCUGCACCCUCUCUCCUUUCCCUUCCUCUAGGUCUUUUUGUUGAUUUUGUUUUAUUAAUCUGGCCCAAAGAAAUGAAGACUCUUGGGGUAUUUCAGAGUAGGAUUGAUUUGUUUAUCUUUUAUUCUCACUAAGCUGUUUGUUUUUUUGUUAGCUUGAUUUGGCUUUUACAUAUUCCACAAUCAAGCAAAUCCAAGCUGCCAAAGGAGUGUGUUCACACUAAAGUGCCACCUUCUGUAGGUGAGUUUUCAUUCAUUUCGCUUGCAAACGGAGCUGGUUGAAACAUUUAAAAAAAUUGAAGAGUUUUGGUUUCUAAAUGGACCAAUUUUUUGGUUUUUAAUUUUUUUUUGGCAAUUUUUAAAAAUUAAAGUGCUUUCAAAAAUCAUGGUUUUGUAAAUAAAACUGGUCAAUUUUCAAAAUUCCUACCAUAUGACUAAGCUGACUAAUUAACAUUGGUAAAAGGGGGAAAAAUAAGAAAACACAGAAAAUUAAAAAUAACUGAAAGCAAAAAAUAAUAAAUGGAAAACAAAAACAACCAUUGAAAAAAUGAAAAGUUUUUAGAGAAAAUGUUUGAAACGUAUUGACAUUUUUGAGCAAACCGAUAUUUUUGUGAAAAAAAAUCAUUUUUUAAAAAAAAGGCCACAUUUCAUUGAAACAAUUUUUGAACAAAACCUCUCCACCACCUCUAUGGUGGGUAUGUUAGUAGAACCCUUAUAUGUAAGUACUUAUAUUUGAUGUGCCUUGGGUAGGAUCAAAGUGCACAGAGAGUACCUGCUCCACUCCACCAUCAGCUAUCAUGGCCUGGAAAGCACCACACAGCCGGCUCAUUGUGGUAUGAUCAGUGACAGCUCAUGGGUUCUUUUGUCGAUGGAUUUUCAAAAGAGGCAUAGCAGCAAAAUGUAAAGAGGCAGAAAUCAGUUCUACUGUUCUGUGAGCUCCUCGGUCUUUCUUUCUUCCUGCACCUGGGAUAAAAAUAGUCCUGCCUUUAUGAUGAUGUACUUUGAAGCUGGCAAUUUACAAAAUGUAUGUGAAUUUGUGUAUAUGUGUGUGGGGAGGGAGGGGGCAGUUACAUUCAUUUUGCUUUAAAGAAGAAAAGAAGUGUUAACUCUGGAGACUUGGCCCAAUUCUCUGAUUAUCUACUCACUAGCCUAUGCCUUCCAAGACCUGCCCUAGGGGUGGGUAAUAUAAGUGGGCACCCACUAUGUAAAAAAUUAUGUGGACAGCCAUUGACGUGACAGGUGAAUAUUUAUCCUUAAUUGCUUAAUUUUUAGUGUGUGCCAAACUCUGGCUUGUAGAAGGAGCCAUUUUUCAAGAGGGCAGUUCUCCCACCCUCUUCCCCAGAAUCAGGACAGGAACCCUACGGAGUAUUCAGAAUUCCACUCAAUCCCAGGAACAGAGUGCAAGACACCUAAGUAUUUAUUUAUACAUUAUCAGGGAUCAGAGCCUUUGUCAUGCUUUCUAUUGGCUCAGACUGGAAUUCUGAAUCUCCACAUGCUCAGUUUUUGAUCAAGGGUUAUUUUAAAAUUCACACCUGAAGCCAGAUCCAAAGGUUGUGAUUACUGUCUAAUUCUAUAAUGGGCCAAAGCAGAACCCCCAAUUCUGAACCCACUCUGAAUUUUAGGAAAGCUUUGAAAUGUGUUCCUGAAACUACAACCAGAUGUGACUCAGGCUCAUCUCUAGUUUCUAGGCUUCAGAAGUAGUUCUGAAUUGGUUGACAGUGAUCUCAAUUUUAAGGACCCGUGACUUGAUCCUGCCAUGUGCUGAACACUCUAUCCUAAUUCAGCAAAGCACUUAAGCAUGUUCUCAACUUGAAGCAUGUAAGUAAUGCUACUGACUCCUCACAUGCUUAAAGUGCUUUACUGCAUCAGGU